Molecule: messenger RNA, 609 nt
Organism: Sphenostylis stenocarpa
Lineage: Eukaryota; Viridiplantae; Streptophyta; Magnoliopsida; Fabales; Fabaceae
Source: the annotation of a GenBank genome assembly
AUGGGCUUCCCAGCCAAGGGUGCCUUAGCUGACCACCCGAUCAAGUUCCUCAUCCACGGCCGCACGGGCUGGAUUGGUGGCCUCCUCGGCAUCCUCUGUCAGGCCCAAGGCAUCCUCUUCCAGUACGCCUCGGGCCGUCUCGAGAACCAGGCCUCCCUCGAAAGGGACAUAGCCGAGGUCAGGCCCACCCACGUCUUCAACGCCGCGCGGUUGCACGGGCCGACCCAACAUCGACUGGUGGAGACCAUCCGAACCAACGUCGUUGGAACCCUCACUCUCGCCGACGUCUGCCGCCAACACGACCUCCUCCUUCUCAACUACGCCACCAGUUGCAUCUUCGAGUACGAUUCCGAUCAUCCUCUCGGAUUUGGAAUCGGCUUCAAAGAACUGGACACUCCCAAUUUCACCGGUUCCUUUUACUCUAAGACUAAAGCCAUGGUAAAGGAUCUGCCUAAGAACUACGAUAAUGUGUGUACCUUGCGAGUGAGGAUGCCUGUCUCGUCUGAUUUGGGAAUUUGGGAAUUUACCCCAAAUUCGAAACUAGAGAAGAGUAAGAAAAACUCAAACAUCAUAAGAGAAAAAUGGAACAGAGAGCAAAUUAAACAAUAA